Molecule: messenger RNA, 1065 nt
Organism: Physella acuta
Lineage: Eukaryota; Metazoa; Mollusca; Gastropoda; Physidae
Product: galactoside alpha-(1,2)-fucosyltransferase 1-like
Biological process (GO): carbohydrate metabolic process
Cellular component (GO): membrane
Molecular function (GO): galactoside 2-alpha-L-fucosyltransferase activity
Source: RefSeq, a predicted model, not a curated record
ACGCUUUGGAUCAACAAACAGAGCGAAGCCCUAAGAAGAGUUAUUUAUAGGCGUUUCUGUAAUGGGGGCAAAGUGUAAAGGCUGCGGAAGCUGUAUUCUCUUUAUCGUCACCACCAUUGUUGUCUACAAGCUAUCACUUCCGGUUUUCCUUGAAAACUUUGACCCGGAAGGAGACACGCCCAGCGACACCAGGUUUCUGCCGAAAUCAGACAGAACAUACAGCGGGCAGCACAUUCUCUGCCACAAGUUCGAGGGCGGCCUGGGGAGUCUCCUCUUCCAGUACGCCUCCCUGACCAGCAUCGCCCAGGGUCAGAACCGGCUCCUCGUCUCCCGGGGCGACCUGACCCUCUCCCACCUUCUGCGUCACCCGCAGGUCCGCAGCAACAAAAACCAAUGCCGGAACGUCGUCCGUAUCUCCGAGUCCGCUUGCUGCCGCCUAGACGAGAACUUGCUCAAGCUCGACGUCAACAAGAACUACGACAUCGACGGCGUCCUUCAGAGCUGGAAGUACUUCAAGGAUAAUUUGGAGUCGGUGCGGCAGUUAGUGGAGUUUCACGACGGCGUCGUGCACCAGGCGAAGAAGGUGAUCGAACACACGCUGCUCGCCUACAACCACACGACAUCCGACACCAGCAUCGUCGGCGUGCACGUACGGCGCGGGGACAAGCUCCACUGGAAGUCGGUCGACGAGGGCUACCGCGUCGCGCCCCGGGAGUAUUUUUUAAAAGCGAUGACGUACUUCCGGGACCACGUCAGCCCGUCCGUCGCGUUUCUGGUCGUGUCUGACGACCAUGCCUGGUGCAAGAGCAAUCUUCUCGGCCUCCCCGGGGUCAUGCUGGCUGAGUCAGGGCAGCCCGCGGUGGACCUGAAGGUCCUGACGUUGCUGGACCACUCCAUCAUCAGCAUGGGAUCCUUCUCCUGGUGGGCCGGUUUCCUCGCCAAGGGGAAAGUCGUCUACUACAGCGAUUUCGUGGAAAAGGAUUCCAAAAUUCGCGGCCAGUUCGACGCGAAGUUUGAAGACUACGUGCUCCCAGAAUGGAUACCAAUGUCUUAAAAUUUUGCAGU